GACAAUAUACAUCUUCAUAAAGAACAGUGUUCGUUUCCUGUUACAUAUUUACGUGUAAACCAUAAGGAAUAAUAAUCUGUAUUUUUACUGAGUGAGAAAAUGUAUAUUUUUAAUAAAACGGGUACAUAAAUAUAUGAAUUGGUUAAAAUUUAUUCUUAAAUAAAAUAGGGGAAAUCGUAAAUGAAAAGUCAAAGUGAUGUUAUAAACAUUUAGAAGUGAAAGUAAAUGGAAAUAUACGAUGACGCUUAGAGGUUGGAAACUUAUAUUAAAUAGAGUUUUAUUUAUACCACAGCGAUAUGUUUUGGGUAUUAUGGGAUUAUUUGCUCUCGCAAAUUCCUUUACAAUGCGAGUAUGCCUUAGUAUGACAAUAACACAAAUGGUAUUACAUACACCGCCAUCUGAACAUAUAAUUGGUGAAACGUGCCCUGAUGUAUCAGUAAGCGAUAAUAGUGCAACUAGCAAUACCACAAUGGUUUAUGCGGGUCGAGAACGCUACGAUUGGAGUGAAGCUACGCAAGGAUUUCUACUCAGCGCUUUCUACUAUGGUUACGUACUUACUCAUUUGCCUGGUGGUAUUCUAGCAGAGAAGUUUGGAGGCAAAUGGACUGUUGGAGUAGGUUUGCUGUGUACUUCGUUGGCAACUAUCCUCACACCAUGCGCUGUUGGCAUUGGUGGGGCAACAGGCCUAUUCAUCAUUAGGGUUAUUGAAGGUGCUGGAGAGGGUACAGUCACUCCUGGAUUCGUUUUACUGCUAGCCCGAUGGGUUCCUCCAUCAGAAAGAUCAAGGUUCGGUGCCAUGAUAUUCGGCGGCGCACAAAUAGGAAACAUAUUCGGCCCUUAUAUUUCAGGACAUCUUCUAGCAAAUGGCGGUGAUUGGGCUAAUGUUUUUUAUGUUUUCGGCACAUUAGGAAUCUUAUGGUUUCUGUUUUGGAUUAUUUUAUGCUACAAUACUCCAAAUACUCAUCCUUUCAUAUCUGAUGAUGAAAGGGAGUAUUUGAAUGCAAACGUUACUGCUUCUGGGCUUCAUAAGAAGUUGAAUCCUGUACCUUUCAAGGCUAUUUUAAGGUCUGCACCUUUAUGGGUACUUAUAUUGGCUGCUGUUGGCCACGACUGGGGGUAUUUUACAAUGAUAACAGACUUACCUAAAUACUUUUCAGAUGUGCUCAAAUUUAAUAUAAAAGAGACAGGUCUGAUGUCAGCUCUUCCAUACAUAGCUAUGUAUGUGUGUUCAUUUAUAUUUGCAAGUAUAUGCGAUCUAUGUAUCAGAAAAAAAUGGCACAGUAUUGGUAAUGGUAGAAAGAUUUAUACUACAUUAUCGUCUUCCGUGCCGGCCGUUUUUAUUAUUCUGGCCUCGUACUCAGGUUGUAAUCGAUUGGAGGCAGUCAUUUUGUUCAUCGCUUCCAUGGCUUUUAUGGGAGGAUUCUACAGUAGUGUCAAAAUCAAUGCUAUGGAUAUCGCUCCAAACUAUGCAGGCACGUGUUCCGCCUUUGUGAAUGGCAUAGCAGCUAUCUCUGGGAUAAUAACACCUUAUCUUGUUGGCUUGUUGACGCCCGACCAAACUAUCGAGCAAUGGCGCAUUGCAUUUUGGACGGUAUUCGCUGUAUUAGUUGUGACUAAUAUCGUAUAUCUUAUUUGGGGUUCCGGUGAACAGCAAUGGUGGGAUGAUGUGGAUAAGCACGGAUAUCCGCCAAACUGGAAGCAUGGGCCUUUUACAAAACGAGUUCUAGAUACAGAAAAAAAAGUUGUCUAUCCAAAGCACGAUCACUCGCCUGUUACAAAUGAUUGAGAAUAAAAAAUAUAUACAAAAAAAAAAAAAA
Molecule: messenger RNA, 1817 nt
Organism: Galleria mellonella (greater wax moth)
Lineage: Eukaryota; Metazoa; Arthropoda; Insecta; Lepidoptera; Pyralidae
Product: putative inorganic phosphate cotransporter
Exons: 9
Coding region: 239-1786 (515 amino acids)
Biological process (GO): monoatomic anion transport; transmembrane transport
Molecular function (GO): transmembrane transporter activity
Source: RefSeq, a predicted model, not a curated record